AUGGAUGACUUUUUCUGUUUAUUAAUUUGCAAAAAAGCACAUUUAUCUGAUGAUUCAAAAAUAAUAACUCGUAAGGCUAUUGUCUUGGAAUUUAGAAAUAUUUUCCUUCAUUAUUUGGAUUUUUGUCAAAAACAAAAAUUUAGUAAGCUAAAAAAACUCAAGAAUGAUCAAAAGAAUCUUCCAAUAUCACAGUACAAAGAAACCAUUAUUGACCAUGUAAAAAUUCACCAAGUUGUCAUUGUUGCUGGUGAUACAGGUUGUGGUAAAUCAACUCAGUUACCACAAUAUCUGCUGGAAGCUGGUUUCAAGAAUAUUGCUUGUACUCAACCUCGAAGGAUUGCAUGUAUUUCUCUCUCUAAGAGGGUUAGUUUUGAGACACUCAAUGAAUAUGGUUCAGAAGUUGCUUACCAGGUUCAUGAAAGACACAUAUAUACAGAUGUUUUAUUAGGAAUUUUAAAAUGUCUUUUAAAACAACGUGAAGACUUGAAAGUUGUUCUUAUGUCAGCCACUAUCAAUAUUGACUUAUUCAGCUCAUACUUUGAUAAUGCUCCAGUUGUGAAGUAUCCCAGUGAAUAUCGUGGAGAUCUUCUCAUAUUUCUUAGUGGAAUGACAGAAAUUUUGACCAUCAUAGAAGCUGCUCAUGAAUAUGCACAACAGACGAAAAAAUGGAUUAUCCUUCCUUUGCACAGUGCUUUAUCUGUGGAUCAGCAAGACAAGGUUAAAGAAAUGAAUUUUGACCCAAAACUUAAAAUGCAAUGUCUUCGAGAAUUUUGGAUCAGCCAAGCCAGUGCUGAACAAAGAAAAGGCAGAGCAGGUUUCCUUUUAUUGAAAAACCUGCAGGAUCUGCUCUUGAAGAUUCUAUUUUUUACUUAA
Acanthosepion pharaonis is the source of this 873-nucleotide messenger RNA. The record is from the annotation of a GenBank genome assembly. NCBI's taxonomy places the organism in Eukaryota, Metazoa, Mollusca, Cephalopoda, Sepiida, Sepiidae.